UUUAAGAAGAGUCUGGUGGGGUUGGGUAAGGUUCGUCGAACAGGAGCAAAAAGAAGUGGGCCAGAGAGUGUUCUCGCCCCAAAUAUAAGCCCCCAAACACCAACAAGAGAAAGGCCUCAAUUCCUUUCCCUUUGCCCUUUCUUCAAGCCAACCUCUUCUCUGCUUCUUCUUCAUCUCACUCUCUCUUCCCUCCUCGAUCCUUCUGCAGUCAUGAUUACAGUAAAUGUAAAAUGGCAAAAAGAGAUUUUCAAAGAAGUGGAAAUUGACACUACCCAGUCUCCUUACGUCUUUAAAUGCCAAUUGUACGAUUUGACUGGUGUGCCUCCUGAAAGACAAAAGAUUAUGGUCAAGGGUGGUCUUUUGAAGGAUGACGCUGAUUGGUCAACAUUAGGAGUGAAAGAGGGUCAAAAGCUAAUGAUGAUGGGUACAGCUGAUGAAAUAGUGAAGUCUCCAGAGAAGGGAACUGUUUUUGUUGAAGAUCUCCCUGAAGAAGAACAAGUAGUUGCUGUUGGACACACGGCUGGUCUUUUCAAUUUGGGAAAUACAUGUUAUAUGAACUCAACAUUGCAAUGCCUUCAUUCUGUGCCUGAGUUAAAGUCAUCUUUGAUUAAGUACUCACAUUCAGAACGAAACAAUGACGUGGAUCCAUCUUCUCAUAUGUUGACCAUUGCAACCCGUGACUUAUUCAAUGAGCUUGAUAAAAGUGUCAAGCCUGUGGCGCCAAUGCAAUUUUGGAUGGUAUUGCGGAAAAAAUAUCCUCAAUUUGGUCAGCUGCAUAAUGGAGUGUUCAUGCAACAGGAUGCUGAAGAAUGUUGGACACAACUUCUAUACACACUCUCUCAGUCCCUCAGAUCCCCUGGAUCUAGUGAAAAUCUUGAUGCUGUGAAGGCCAUCUUUGGCAUAGAACUUAUUAGCAGGAUUCAUUGUCAAGAGAGUAAUGAAGAAAGCUCGGAAUCAGAGUCUGUUUAUUCACUUAAAUGCCACAUAUCGCAGGAGGUGAACCAUUUACAUGAAGGGAUUAAACAUGGUUUAAAAUCUGAGUUAGAAAAGGCUUCACCUGCUUUGGGCCGUAGUGCUACAUACUUGAAGGAAUCACGCAUUAAUUCCCUGCCAAGGUACUUGACUGUUCAGUUUGUCCGUUUCUUUUGGAAGAGGGAAUCCAACCAGAAAGCUAAGAUUUUACGGAAAGUGGAUUAUCCUCUGGAGUUGGAUGUUUAUGAUUUUUGUUCAGAUGAUCUUCGUAAAAAACUGGAUGCUCCUAGACAGAUCCUAAGAAACGAGGAAGGCAAAAAGCUUGGUCUGAAAGUGAAUGAUACAAGUUCUGCUCAGAAGGAAAAUGAUGUGAAAAUGGCCGACGCUGAGGGAUCAUCGAACGUUGAUGGGGAGCCAUCUGUAGUUCCCAUGGACGAGGGUGAAAAGGAAACACAGAUGACUGGAAUUUAUGAUUUGGUUGCUGUGUUGACCCACAAGGGUAGAAGUGCUGAUUCAGGACAUUAUGUUGGUUGGGUCAAGCAAGAGAAUGGGAAAUGGAUUGAGUUUGACGAUGACAAUCCCAAACCAAGAGUGGAAGACGACAUCACUAGACUCUCUGGAGGAGGUGAUUGGCAUAUGGCGUAUAUAAUCAUGUACAAGGCUCGUGUUGUAUCUGUGUAAUUGCUAGGAAGAGCAGAUUGAUGAUUUACCUCGGAGAUUGAUGGAUUGCGAGUGAGAAAUGGUGGUUGUUAGUCAGUGUUUGUUUUAGGUAUUGUAUUUUUUAAAGGAUGUAUAAGGAUUUGAGUUAAAGCAUGGUAUGGUGCCAUGGAUCCCAGAGGCAGUUGAGUUGAAUAUGAAGUAGCAGCUGUUGUUUUACGCUGAAGCCAAGUAUAUUUCUUUGAAAAGCGAGAUCAA
Molecule: messenger RNA, 1887 nt
Organism: Vigna umbellata (rice bean)
Lineage: Eukaryota; Viridiplantae; Streptophyta; Magnoliopsida; Fabales; Fabaceae
Gene: UBP7
Product: ubiquitin carboxyl-terminal hydrolase
Biological process (GO): protein deubiquitination; proteasome-mediated ubiquitin-dependent protein catabolic process; regulation of proteasomal protein catabolic process
Molecular function (GO): proteasome binding; cysteine-type deubiquitinase activity; protein binding
Source: RefSeq, a predicted model, not a curated record